GGGUGAGUGGCAGGGGACAAGUGUGUUGGUCUAGCACUUUUCAAUCGACCAACCACCACACACACGGCUCAGCAUGGUCGUAUAUUAUGCCAAAAAGCACUCGCUGCUCCAAAUGCUCAAGCUGCAGUCGUCCACGUACGUCGCCAUGGAUGUGCAGACCACAUCGCUGGCCUUCCUCAACGACCGCACCGUGUAUUCGAUGAACCAGAUCUUGGACGCGUCCUGGUCCACGCACCGCACUGUGACCCUGCGCCUGACCAGCAACGACGGCCUCAUCACCAAGCAGAAGUUCCUGUUCGACUGCCAGGCCGAUCUGUUCUUUUUCCUCGUGGAGCUGGGGAUGGAGCCGAGUCAGUUUGGCGGCACGGUCCAACGAGGGGCGUUCACCAACCCCAUCGGCGGCACGGGCUUUCGCAAGAGCUACUCCAAUCGAAGCCACCACCGAAGCCCUCGGAAAAGCAGCUCCAAGAGCGAUUAUUAUUAGAGCCAGCCUCGCCACAUUAUUUAGUUUAUAUUUAGUUUUAAGUUAUACGCAUAUAUGGCAUCCAUGUCUUCACA
Messenger RNA from Aphanomyces astaci, 558 nucleotides. RefSeq lists its product as hypothetical. The transcript has a single exon. Bases 74 to 484 code for a protein of 136 amino acids. NCBI's taxonomy places the organism in Eukaryota, Oomycota, Saprolegniomycetes, Saprolegniales, Verrucalvaceae. The record is from RefSeq and is a predicted model, not a curated record.